AUGACCUACAAAGCAGACCCUAACGGGACCAACACUAUUGUACCAGCAAAUGAUGACGCUAAAGCUGAAGCUCCUAGAGUUGAAGCUGAAGCUGAGGUUGUUAAUGAAAAUCCAACUUCCUCUGAUGAUGGUGAUGUGGAAGAAGACGAUGAAGAAGAUGAUGAAGAAGACGGUGAGUCUCCCGACCUUCCUAACGUUGGAAAUGACCUGGACGAUGAUGAUGAUGAAGAUGACGACGACAAAUUCACUAUUCAAUACCAGAGACCUACCGGUGCCACGAAAGGCGUCGCCCUCAAGGAUUCUGCAUCCCAGGGGGUGCAAAGGGAAAAAGAGGCAUCUCAAGAAAAGCACCAAGUCGAAAAAAAAAAGGUGUUGUUGGAGAAGGCAAUCUUAAGUUGUGGUGAUUUCGACUUCCUGACAGAAGAUGGAAGACUCGAGGCUCUCAAGGCCGAGGAAGAACUAGAACUUCAAAUAAAACAAACUGAGGACAGCUUAAAGCUGGCCAAGUCCCUUGCCACCAAAGUUCUUCCAAGGAAGAAAUCCACAAAGACGGUAAACGUUGUCCAGGCCCAAGCUAAGCUUCUCUCUAUUGCAGAAGUUGAACACGAGAAAAAUUUGAAGCUAGCCGAGUGA
Messenger RNA from Cynara cardunculus var. scolymus (artichoke), 633 nucleotides. Its product is annotated as pheromone-processing carboxypeptidase KEX1-like. Lineage: Eukaryota; Viridiplantae; Streptophyta; Magnoliopsida; Asterales; Asteraceae. The transcript has 4 exons. The coding region runs from base 1 to 633 and encodes 210 amino acids. The record is from RefSeq and is a predicted model, not a curated record.